Arabis nemorensis is the source of this 1014-nucleotide messenger RNA. The record is from the annotation of a GenBank genome assembly. Lineage: Eukaryota; Viridiplantae; Streptophyta; Magnoliopsida; Brassicales; Brassicaceae.
AUGGCCCCAUCCCGACCACAACCUCGUAUUUACAUGACUUUAUUGGACCUCCGCUACAACUACUCUAAGUCUCUGCUCCUAUCAUCCCCUCCAACCACUCCUCCCUCUUCCUUUGAGUUCGACCAUGAUCUGACCAUUCAUGAGAUGGGAGGUUUCAACUUGCACGUUGUCCGUGGCUUUAUCUGCUUCACAGUUUUCAAAAGGGCACGUAUCUAUAACCCUAGCACCAGACAACUUGUCAUCUUACCUGCUAUAGAAUCCAAUCUCAUAGCUCAAGUAGAUGAUUACAACAUCUUCUACUUUCUCUGCUGUGACCCUGUUAACGAUCAGUACAAACUGCUCUCCACAAUUACGGUAAUGUCAGACAAUAAUAUGCAAAACGUAAGGUCAGAGCUUUGGGUCUUUGUACUAGAAGCUGGUGGUUUCUGGAAAAGGGUUGCAAAGGAUUUUCCUCCUCAUAUUCCUAAUCCACUAGAAUUGACGAGGAACGGAGUUUUAUAUUAUUUGGCUUGGACCGAUUCGCAUACUUGUCUCCUUGUGAGUUUCGACAUCAGGUCGGAGGAGUUCGAUACAAUGCAAGUACCUCGCAAGGCCGGUGAUGUGCUACCUAGACUGAAUAAGUGGGUGACUCAAAUAGAGUAUUGUGGGAAAGUAGCUGUUUUCGACUUCACCUUUCUCAAAGAGACUGGUAUGGUGGAUCUAUGGGUUGUGGAAGAUUGGAGGAAGAAAGAAUGGUCGAGGAAUACAAUGGUUUUGAAGCCUUCACAGAUGCAAUUAGUCACUUGCGAUAGAUUGAAGCCAAAAGGUACAAUUCUUAAAGGCAAGAUUAUCUUGGUACCGCUAAAGUUGAUUUCACCCUUUUACUUCCUCUGCUAUGAUCUGCGUACCAAUGAUUUAGAAAAGGUUGAGAUCAAAGGGAUACCAGAUCGCUGGUUUAGUAGGCAUCCAAGGACUAAAUAUUUUGACAUGGAGUUUAUGGAUACCAGUGAGAGCAUCAAGUACCUCGAAACUUAA